GCUUCCAGGAGAAUGUCGCAGGAUGGCACUUCUGUAGCUGUCAACUGGCUGUCAUCUAUCAAGUAGCUGUCAUCUGUUAACUGGCUGUCAUCUGACAAGUAGCUGUCAGAUCCAAGAUGGAGGUGUUGUCUGUGGUUGAGGAGGCCGUGUCACUGGAGCAGCUCGUUGGGGAUCUGUUCCCGGACACGGACGAGCCACUCCCCAUACAUGACUUUGCCGACUUGGAAUUGAGUUUAACACAGAGCGCAUUCACGAAACCCACAGAGUUCCUAACGGAGCACAAUAGGACUGAAAAACAGAAACAGCCGAGUGCGAGCGAGAACAAAGAUUUGCAAUUUUUCUUCGGUACAAUAGAGAGGCAUAGCAACAAACCGUACUCGUGCGACGUGUGCGGAUUGAGGUUCUCGUACAGAAGCUACUUGAACAAACACAAGAAGAGGCACAACGGACAAGAGAACACCUACAGCUGCGAUAGGUGCUUCCUCAAGUUUCCCACGCAGAAACUACUCAAACAACACAAAACGAAGCACACAGUAAUCUUCCAACACUUCUGCAACGCGUGUGAUGCGAAAUUCACCUCCAAGAGUGGACUGAAAGCGCACAAGAAGUUGCACGCGGGCGAGAGACCAUUUCCUUGUGAUUCUUGUCCCAAGAAGUUCACUUCGCAAGUGUACUUGGACAAGCAUAAGAAACUACACUCCUCGGACAAGUCUUUCGCUUGCAAUCAAUGCGGGAAGCGAUUCGCAGCCGAACUGUCCUUGAAGAUACACAAGAGGAAGCACGCGACGACCAGCACCAGGAACUACUACUGCGAGAUCUGCAUGAAGAAGUUCACAUCUGAAGCAUAUCUCAAGAUCCACAAGAAAACACACGCCGGAAACAAACUGUUCAAGUGUAAGGUGUGCAAGAAGAUAUUCAGCUCGGAAAUAUAUCUGAAGAUACACAGACGAAAACACGCCCUGCCUCAAACUGAUGCUGCUUUAUACACUUGUGAUGUAUGCGACAAGGAGUUCAAGUCUCAAAACAUUCUGGACAUACACAAGACGGUCCACACGACGCAUAUCGACAGAUCCUUCAAAUGCGACCUCUGUGGCGUCAAACUACCCACCAGGGAUAUACUGGAGAGACACAAGAGUAAACAUAACGAGCAGAGCCUCCACAAGUGUACAGUUUGCCUCAAAAUGUUCGCGUCGCGGAGGUACCUGAACAUACACUACAAGCAACAUCCCGACGACCGACCCUUCUCUUGUGACAUCUGCUACAUGAGGUUCUCCCUCAACAAAUACUUAAUCGCCCACAAAAAACUCCACAAGGGCGAGAAGAUCAAACUCUACAACUGCAACGUCUGCCACGAGAAGUUCACCGCGAAGAUAUUACCCGAACACAAAAUAACGCACAAGCUCCUCGGCGAUAGACCAUAUAAAUGCGAUCGGUGCCCGCAGACCUUCACACUCACCACCCAUCUGAAGCUACACCAGAAAGUCCACUCCAAGACCACGAUAUACAAGUGCGAGCACUGCCCGAUGACCUUCGACAAGAGGUGGCACCUCCACAAACACGAGAAGUCGCACACCGACAUCAAACCGUACGAGUGCGACAUCUGCCACAUGAAGUUCCGGCACAAGAGUCACGUGACCGUCCACGUCCGAAUACACAUGAACGCUAAACCUUUUCGUUGCAAGGUCUGCUACAGACGGUUCCCCAAUAACAGUGGGUUGAAGCGGCACAAGCUGACUCACAGUAAAGUGAAGGAUAAACCCCACGAGUGUGACGUUUGCGGUCAAGCGUUCGUUCGCAACAGCGAUCUGAAGCGACACGCGCGCGCGCACACCGGCGAGCGGCAGUACGCGUGCGACAUUUGCGACAAAAAGUUCUCGCAGAACUGCAACUUGACGCGACACAAAAAGUUGCACGAGAGUUCACGAGACUAAAUUGUAGACCUUGUAGCUUUCUUCGACUAAAGUUACGCGUUCACCGGAUCGGAAUCGGAGCGUACCAUAAAGUUAAUAUACCUAGCGGAAUAGAA
Aricia agestis (brown argus) is the source of this 2026-nucleotide messenger RNA. RefSeq names its product zinc finger protein 845-like. The record is from RefSeq and is a predicted model, not a curated record. The coding region runs from base 117 to 1931 and encodes 604 amino acids. The transcript has 2 exons. Gene Ontology annotation, biological process: regulation of transcription by RNA polymerase II. Gene Ontology annotation, molecular function: RNA polymerase II cis-regulatory region sequence-specific DNA binding; DNA-binding transcription factor activity. NCBI's taxonomy places the organism in Eukaryota, Metazoa, Arthropoda, Insecta, Lepidoptera, Lycaenidae.